This is a messenger RNA of Daldinia childiae, 1524 nucleotides long. Its product is annotated as Phosphatase PSR1. The transcript is spliced from 3 exons. NCBI's taxonomy places the organism in Eukaryota, Fungi, Ascomycota, Sordariomycetes, Xylariales, Hypoxylaceae. Gene Ontology annotation, cellular component: plasma membrane. The record is from RefSeq and is a predicted model, not a curated record. The coding region runs from base 1 to 1524 and encodes 507 amino acids. Gene Ontology annotation, molecular function: phosphoprotein phosphatase activity.
AUGUCCAGAGGUGCUGACGAGAAAGCACUGGCGGAGCACGAAAACUCGAGGGAAAAGGAAUCAGUUACGGCCGAGGACGGAUUAGCUUCAAGAAAAGGACGUGGCCUCCUAAACGUACCGUCGAGAUCUUCAUCGCAAAAGAUACAGUCAUCGUCAGCAACAACGGGUCUCAGCGGGACGACUGCUGACGAUCCGCGAGAUAGUAUUGGUGGCAAUUCUAAGGAAUCAAAACACAGUAUGCUUGGCCGGCGUCGGAACGGUAGUGCGUCCAGCAAUCACUCUGGGGCUGCCACGAAUCCUACGACUACACCAAGCACAUUGCUGCCAAACUCCCCGGCUGGGGCUCCGCAGCGGCGGAAAAAGGGCGGGUUACUGGCUCUUCUUGGAUGCUGUGUUGUUCCUAAUCACGCCAGUACCCUCGAAGGUGGUGAAGAUCCACUCCCUUCUCACAAACUCGACAAGCUCCCUCAAAGACCACUGACAUCUAGCCGACGAACUACAACACCUUCAGAGCAGACGGGUGGUAGCAAGACUCAGGUUUACGAGAAGGAGAAGGAGUCGUCGCCUCAAGCAAGCACCGCUGCUCAAGAAGCAUCCAAAUCCGCAAAGCGGGUCUCGGGGUCAACGGCUCAGGACCAGUCCACGGUCGGCGAACGCGAGAGCGAGUCGAAACAGACCACCCUGGUCGGUGUACCGGGUCCCAGCAUCACGGUUAACCCUCCGGUUGCAGAAGAUCAUGAAGCGGAGGCGGAUGCUGUCGAAGGGCCAUCCACCAGGGACGUUGACGGCGAUGUUGAGAUGGCAGAUACGGAACUAGCUGUAGCUGAGCCAGCUAAACAACCUGGUACGGACGACGAGUCUCAAUAUGCGAAGUCAGUUCCGCCGCCACCUCCCGGACCGGUCCCCAUUGCCAAUCCAGCCCCAAUUGCGCCAGAGGAGAAAUCCGUGGAUUUAGAGCAAGGCCAACAAAAAUAUCUUCUACCACCUAUCGAACCCCGUUUCAAGGGCAGGAAGUGUCUAGUAUUGGACCUGGAUGAGACUUUGGUGCAUAGCUCUUUCAAGAUACUACACCAAGCUGAUUUCACGAUACCAGUUGAAAUUGAGGGCAAUUAUCAUAAUGUGUAUGUCAUCAAACGACCUGGUGUAGAUCAGUUCAUGAAGCGCGUAGGCGAGCUAUACGAAGUCGUAGUGUUCACAGCCUCUGUUUCUAAGUACGGCGACCCAUUGCUGGAUCAGCUCGACAUUCACAAAGUUGUCCACCACCGACUGUUCCGAGAGAGCUGUUAUAACCAUCAAGGCAAUUACGUCAAGGAUCUUUCUCAGGUCGGCAGAGACCUCAAGGAUACCAUUAUCAUUGACAACUCACCUACCUCAUACAUCUUCCAUCCUCAACACGCUGUGCCUAUCAGCAGUUGGUUCUCGGACGCUCACGACAACGAAUUAUUAGACUUGAUACCCGUUCUCGAGGACCUGGCCGGAUCUAAUGUUCAAGACGUCAGCCUAGUUCUCGAUGUCACUCUUUAA